This is a messenger RNA of Necator americanus (New World hookworm), 4128 nucleotides long. RefSeq lists its product as uncharacterized. Bases 1 to 4128 code for a protein of 1375 amino acids. The record is from RefSeq and is a predicted model, not a curated record. Gene Ontology annotation, biological process: regulation of DNA-templated transcription; chromatin remodeling. The transcript has 33 exons. Gene Ontology annotation, molecular function: DNA binding; histone H3K4me/H3K4me2/H3K4me3 demethylase activity. Lineage: Eukaryota; Metazoa; Nematoda; Chromadorea; Rhabditida; Ancylostomatidae. Gene Ontology annotation, cellular component: chromatin; nucleus.
AUGGAAAAUUUCGACAAAUUCUACCGUUAUUUCGAGCGACCUCCGUUUGCCCCAGUUUAUUAUCCAACUCCUGAAGAAUUUCUUGAUCCUAUUGCAUAUGUGGCAAAAAUUCGUCCAGAAGCGGAAGAAUACGGUGUGGUCAAGAUUAUUCCUCCUGAGAACUUCAAACCACCGUUCGCCAUUAAUAAUGAAACCUUCGAGUUCACUCCCCGUAUUCAAAAACUUAACGAGGUCGAAGCACUUGUGAGAGAGAGAUUGGUGUUUAUGGACAAGCUGACGACCUACUGGAACUUGCAAGGUUUUGAGUUCAAACCGUUGGUUGUGGACGGCAAAACUAUCGAUCUUUUCAGGUUGUAUAAGAUUGUUUGUUCUUUUGGUGGAGCAGAUGUUGUCACUUCUAAGAAGCAGUGGUCUCAUGUGUCUCGAAAAGUGAAUGUUCGUAGCAACCAUGGCCCUUCUAAUAUUAAAACAUUCUUCACAAAGUUCAUCCAUCCCUUUGUUAUCAUGAUUGAGAAACAGGAAAAUGACAAUGUGGACGAAUUAGUUUGUGAUGAAGAAACGAAGGAUUCGAAAGAAGAAUGCAUACCCACAAUGCAGGGGAGGAGGCGUCAACCAAGGCCUCAAGGUCGUAUGAUGGCAGGGCUUCCUCAACCGAAAAAAGCAAAAGCUGCUACUCCAAAAAAGAAGGCAGACCCAAUGGAAAAUGUUUACUGUGUUGUAUGCCGGCGUGGAGACGAAGAAGAUCGGCUUUUACUGUGUGAAGAUUGUGACAAAAGCAUGCACACUCACUGCUGUGUUCCCCCUCUGGAUGGCGUUCCAAAGGGAGAAUGGCGUUGUCCUACUUGUGUUGCAAAAGAAGUUGCUAAAAUCGGUGUCAACUUUGGAUUCUACGAUGCUCAUACUACGUACAAUCUCUUCACAUUUGCGGAAUAUGCAAACAAAUUCAAGACUGACUAUUUUAACGUGAAGGAACCUGAGGAUGUUUCUGAUGAAGCAGUGGAAAGAGAAUUUUGGCGAAUAGUUAAUGAUAUGGACGACACCGUUUCCGUUAAAUACGGCGCUGAUCUGAUUACGAGCAAGGUGGGAAGCGGUUUCCCUCGAAAAGGAGAUGAUUAUCGUGGUGUCGACGCGAAGCAGAAACAUUAUUAUGCAAACCAUGCAUGGAACCUCAACAAUUUGCCAGUUCUUAGAGAAUCUGUUCUUUCUCAUAUUGAAACUGGUAUUUCAGGUAUGAUGGUUCCUUGGGUAUACGUUGGAAUGUGCUUCAGCACAUUUUGUUGGCACACCGAAGACCAUUGGACGUACAGCAUCAAUUACAAUCACUGGGGUGAGCGGAAAAUCUGGUACGGAAUAGGCGGGAAUUAUGCUACCCAUUUCGAAGAGGUUGUUCGCGAUUUAGCUCCAGGAGUUACGAAACAGAAAGACAUUUUUCAUCACAUGACUACAGCUGUUAAUCCCGCUAUACUUCUCUCAAAAGGUGUAAAAAUUUGGACGGUGCAUCAAAAUGCGGGUGAAUUUGUGAUCACGUUUCCACGUGCAUAUCACGCAGGAUAUAACGAAGGGUUGAAUUUUGCAGAAGCUGUUAAUUUUGCACCAAUUGAUUGGCUGAGCAAAGGACGUCAAUGCAUUCGCGAAUACGCAUAUGUUCGUCGAUUUUGUGUGUUCUCCCACGAUGAGUUGGUGCUCAAGAUGGCUUCCUCGUGUGAUAAGCUCGGAAUCGCAAUGAGCCUCGCCGCCCUGGAUGAAAUGUUGGAGAUAUCAAAACGAGAAAGUCAAGACCGUGUCCACGUUAUGGAAAGUGGUAUAUCUUUGUCGCGUAGGGAAAACUUUGAGACAAUUGCGGAUGACGCUCGCACGUGCAGAUACUGUAACACCACGGUGUUUCUUUCGGGACUGUCUUGUGGUCAUGGAAGAACAGUUUGCUUGGAGCACUACGAUCAUCUGUGUAAUAAAUGUCCUGUUUCAGAGCGUGUUCUAAGGUAUCGUUACACAAUUGAAGAACUAAAUGACAUUGUCCAUAAGCUAGAAGAGCGUACUACACUUUAUUUUGAAUGGAAAGAGCAAGUGGACAACAUUUUGAACGACUCCAAAAAACCUUCGAUGACUGCUGUGGAGAAUCUUGUGGAAACAGCUCGACACAAACGAUUCCCUCAUACAACUCCACUUAUACGACUACUAGAUAUAACGAAGAAGUCUCAUGCUGCUUCAGAGAAGGCUCGUACUCUUCUGAAUGGAAAAGUCAGAACGAGAGUUAAAACACGUAUCCAACGUGCUGACACUCGUCUCGAUAUCGCUGGCAUCCGAAGUCUUAUCGACGAACUUCAGUCCUUACCUUGUGAUCAGCAAUCAUUGGUGGAAGAAGUUGAGUCCCUCAUCAACAGGAUAGAAAAAUGGCAAGAAGAAGCUCGUGCAGCAAUUGAAGAAUGUAAAUCUGAAGACUCCAAGGCGUCGUCGGUGGAUUUGAGAGAGUUGGUUGAACGCGGUGAAGGAUUUGAUGUGCGACUAGAUGAAAUAGAUCAGCUUUGGCGAACAAUCGAAAUGCGGGAAUGGAGUGCCCAAGCAAAGCUCGUCCUGGAAUGGACUACCACAGAUGACAUGGAAAACGAUGAUGAGUUUCUGAGCCGUGAGAGAUGGAAAGCAGAUGAUAUAUUACGCUUGAUCUCCGAAGGUUCUCGCUUGUUUCCCAGUGACAGUCCGUCUUCUCCUCUUAAUUGUCUGCACAGUCGUUUAAAAACAGCUUUACUGGCUGAAUCUAAGGUGGAGCGGUUGUUCGCUGACCCAUCGUCUGCGGAAGGCGAUCUUGAUAGCUUAUGGAGCGAAAUUCGUGAAUCAGAUUGGUUGAACUCUAAAGUAAUGGAUAACAUGCGAGAGGAGCUACUCCGAGUACGCGCUGUUCGAGAAAGGACAACUAAUAAGGAAACAACGCUGUGUGAUUGCUUAGAGCUGGUAAAAGCAUGCGAGGAGUCGAAAUUUCUUCUCAACUCGGAGUUACACAAGAAAAUACUGCUUGAUCGUGAUGGACUGCUGAAGUUUACUCAAAGACUUAUGAAUCUAUUUCAAAAACCUUCGUCAUAUUAUAAUUUGGUAGAGAUCAUACGUGAUCGUGACGAUAUUGCGGCUCUAGUAGAAGGUCAGGUAAUUCCUCAUUUUCUGGUUGAUUCGCCUGCACCCGAGGAUCAAUGGACACAACUACGAGAAUUUUCGUCAUGUGCUGAAAUGAAGGAACAUUUGUAUGCGCUGCGCGAUCAACAACGUGCUCUUAUAGGAUCUCUGCAAGAUGCAAAUUCGAAACGUUCUCCUGUUGACACGUGUGUAUGUGUAAGCAGCAGCAACAGUCAACAGCAUUCCGAUAUAUUAGUCUGCAUAUUGUGCCGAGCAAAAUACCAUGUUUCCUGCUGUCAAUGGGAUCCAUUCCUCGAACGUCUUCCUGAGGGUGCAUAUCUUUGUGUGAGAUGUUUACGUGGAAGAAGACCAUGCAUUGAAGACGUUCAGGCUGCCUGUAACUUAGCCCCUAGCAAUUCCCUGGAGGUGAUUCUCGUCCGCGAGCUCGUUUCUCGUGGAAAAGAAUUGGCAUAUGAAGCGAAAACAUUGCUUGCUGAUAUUGCCGUAGUUGGUGACGAACUAAGUGGCGAACUGAAAGACAGGUUCCUUUUACGAACAGCGCAAUCCGUUGUUGAAUCAGUAAUGGCAUGCGAAGUUUUGGAUAUGGACGUUUUGCCGAAUGUGGCUCCACUCAUUCAGAAAACAUUUUCUUCUGUCCUCGAUCCUCAGAAGAAAGCGUGGUGUUCAUUGCGAGACCGGCCAACCCGUUCUUCUCCUAUGCCUUUUAUUUUUAUUCGGCCAAAGAGAGGGAAACGUAAUUCGAGCGGUAAACAUUCAUCGAAGAAGGAACGGAAGAAGUCCAGAGUUGUCUAUCAUCAAGAUAAUGAAAUGUGCUCUGCUGACACAUGCUUGAAACCAUAUGGCGAAACGGUGGGUUGGAUCCUGUGCGAAGCUGGUUGUGCACGUUGGUAUCAUUAUGUCUGUAUUGGUAUGACAGCUGAAAGCGCAAAAGCUCUUCCGUCGUAUAUUUGCUAUCGAUGCAGCAGUUCCACACAGCAGGUGGCUCAACACCCCGUUGCAGUAUGA